This is a messenger RNA of Serpula lacrymans var. lacrymans S7.9, 1286 nucleotides long. RefSeq lists its product as uncharacterized. The transcript is spliced from 2 exons. The record is from RefSeq and is a predicted model, not a curated record. The coding region runs from base 51 to 857 and encodes 268 amino acids. NCBI's taxonomy places the organism in Eukaryota, Fungi, Basidiomycota, Agaricomycetes, Boletales, Serpulaceae.
GCCUUUUGUCUUUUCCUUUAUCCUCCCUUUUUUUCUUUCUAGCAACGACCAUGUCGACCUAUUCUGACUUUUUUUCUUCUGGCCUUCUCGCACCUUACCAGGGCAUCGCGGGCAGUCCAGCUCCUCCCUCGUCUCCUGUUCCACUUCCAUCUAGCCCUGUUGAUCCAAUCGACCGUAGCAUGAACCUAACACCCACACCAAGCAGCUCUGUGUUUCCCAGUUCGUACGACUCAAAUGCUACCAGCAUGAGCAAUGGGAUAUUUACGAUCAACACGAACUCUGCUGUGGGCACUGAACGUCCUCGAUUGCGCAAACGUCGCAGCAGCCUAACUGUCGGCGCAGGCCCCAUGGCACAUAUCAAAUCGCCAUCACGCAGUGCCACAAGUGCAUUCCAGCGCACCGGCAUUCUCUCACCAAGUCGUAGUCGCAGUGGUAGCUUGAACGAGGGGGGUGAUGGUAUGGGUUAUUCCAUCGGCGUCGCCAAUGAGGGUAGCAGCCUCGUAGGUAGACUUAGGAGUGGUAGCUUGAGUUUUGGUGGAGCUUUGCGAUCGCGUCGAGUUCUUCGUAAAGCAACACCGGCGGCUCCUCCUCCGACCGCUCCCUUGCCCGAGUUGCCAGCGGUGUCGACCUCCGGAAACAUGCAACCCAUCCGUCGCCCGUUGGCCCAUCGCUUCUAUUCUGUUGACAAUUACACGCCUAGCACACUCCCAUCGCCUUCUCUGCUCAGCCCAGAUUUUGCUAGCAAGUUGGCGAUGGCGAUGAAUACACCUCCUUCGUUAAGCCCGAUGGAUAGACCAGUUGAUAGUGCCUAUUUUACUCGCGUCAACGAAUCCGAUGAAGUAAUGAAGGAAAACUGAGUAUUGAUGUGCUUACAUGACUUCGUAAAGCAAAAUUCUCGCGGCGCUGGAUUCGCUGUGUUUUUCGCACCGUGCUUCUUUAUGUUUUUCUUUCUGCACAUUUAUGAUAUAUUUCUUAGCCUAAUAUUCACAGCCAUUGCUGCAUCUUCCGUCUUUUCCCCUAUGAACCAUGUAGAGUUUCUGCAGACACGAACCCUAUUUUCGGAUAUCCCGAAAAUAUGACUGUUUACAACUUGCUUGACUAUAAUUUCAGAUUUCUUUCCGAGCCGUGCUUAGUUUCGUGUAUGCUUUCUCUCUUUGCAUGAUCUUGGACUAUUAUGAUGCUUGUGUUUUCCAAGUGCUAACUGGUUGAAUGGUAGACGAGCACACAUCCAUACCUCGAAUAUGAUACUCUUCUGUUCUGCUCUGUUAUCGGCGCGACAGUCUUGC